Messenger RNA from Anas platyrhynchos (mallard), 5669 nucleotides. NCBI's taxonomy places the organism in Eukaryota, Metazoa, Chordata, Aves, Anseriformes, Anatidae. The record is from RefSeq and is a predicted model, not a curated record.
CCCGUGCCCCGGUGACACCCCCAGGCCUUGGGGACAAAGUCCGUGCCAUGCAUCGACCGGGGGCCGCGCGCUGCCCUGCGCCAUGCUCCCCUGGCUCGUCGUGGCGCUCGGCCUCUGCGCCCGGCUUGGCACAGCUCUCCCCCCGCGCCGCAUGGACACGGUGCUGCAGAUGGUGGAAGCCCUGGAGGCCGCCGAGGAGCUGAGCCUGCCGGAGCUGGCGCGGGCGCUGGGGAGCUGCAGCACCCCUGGGUGCCUCGCCGUGCUGGGGGACCCCCCCGCCGCCCCCCCGGACCUGCCGGCGCUCAGCCCCGAGCAGUGGGCGCUGCUCACCCACCUCCUGCGCCCCGACCCCGCGGUGCCCGAGCGCGGCGCUGUGCUGGCCCCCGACGGCUCCACCGUGGCCCUCGCGCCGCUGCUCGCAGGCGUGGAAGUGGGGCUGAGGAUGGCGGGGGGGUGGCCCGGCCCCACGCCCGAGCCCCCCGCUGCCCUCGAUGCCCUCUACGCCGUCACCCUCACCGAGGCGCUGGGGAUGGCUUUCCUCUUGGCUCGUGCCCACAACCACAGCGGGGCCACCCUGGGACCCAGCGGGUGCUGGGACGACGUGGAGAACCCCCAAAACUUCACCCUGCUGGGUCCCCCCUCGCCCGUCCCCGAGGCCGUCGCCAACGGGGCGCUGGAUGGGGUGCUGCUGGGUGCCCGCUUGGCCAAGGGACCCGUCCCGCUCGCCCCCCUGCUCCGGAGCUACUACGGGACGGACAACGGCACCGCGAGCGGGCGGCCCCCCAGCAGCUACCGGCGCCGGGAUUUCGGGGCGCUGACGGGGCUGAAGAAGCUGGAGGAGGAGGUGGUGGCGAUGCUGCGCCUGCUCCGGGUGCUGCCGCCCACCCGAGGGCUCUUGGAGGACGUGGGUGAGGAGGAGGAGGGGGCCAUCGCCCGCCGGGCGGCGCGGGACUUCAUGGAGACCUUUGUCGAGUGCCCGGCCAUCGUCCCCCGCUGCAUGUGGGGCGCCCGCCCCUACCGGGGCACCCCCAAACCCUUGUCCCUGCCCCUGGGCUCUGUCUACAUCCACCACACCUUCGUGCCCAGCGCCCCGUGCCGCACCUUCGCCGCCUGCGCCCGCGCCAUGCGCUCCAUGCAGCGCUUCCACCAGGACACCCGGGGCUGGGACGACAUCGGCUACAGCUUCGUGGUGGGCUCGGACGGGUACCUGUACCAAGGCCGGGGGUGGCACUGGGUGGGUGCCCACACCAGAGGCCACAACACCAAAGGCUACGGCGUGGGCUACGUGGGCAACUUCUCGGCCACCCUGCCCGACCCCGACGCCAUCGCUUUGGUGCGCGACGGCCUCCUGCCCUGCGCCGUCAGGGCCGGCCGGCUCCGCCACGACUACGCCCUGCGCGGCCACCGGCAGGUGGUGAACACCAGCUGCCCCGGAGACUCCCUCUUCCAGGAGAUCAGGACCUGGCGCGGCUUCCAGAUGGAGGUGGAGAAACCCCCAGCGGCAGCCGAGACGCCAACGCUGCUGAAGACCUACAAAUGGCGAACGGCAGCACCCAUGGGUGACCGGGAACCCGAGCGGGGCACGGGGUCCCCGGGCAGCCGGCGCUGGACCCGGCUGCAGGGCUGGAAGCGUUCCUACAGCCAACCCGAAUCCGACGGCCCCGACGAUGGGGCUGGGAAGGGGGCACCCAAAGCCAGCACCCGCCGGUCCCUCUUCCAGCGGGCUUUCUCGGCCCCCUCCAAGGUGGCCAAGGAGCCACGGAGCCCCGAAGGUGGCAAGGCCACCCUGCAGAAGUAUUUGCGCUCCAUGUCCAAGAGAAAGGGCCACGGGGACAGCGGUGCCAGGGCUGAGCGGGCGCACCGCGACGCUCUGCCAACCCCGGAGAGCACCCACAGCGCCCCGACAGCCCCGCUGGCUCCGGCACCCGAUGCGCCAGUGUGGGACGUCUCCAACUUCUCGCUGGUGGACGGGCACCUGAUCCACGUGGGCAGGGAUGAAGAGUUCAGCAAUGUCAAGGUGGGCAUCCCGGGCCCGGUGCCACCCUUGGGUGCCACGCCGCACCCAGGAAGUCGCGUGGCAUCCGUGGCAUCCAUCCCCUUGUCCCUAAACCAGGGCCUGCUGUGGAAGCGGCUCCGGGAUCGGAAAGGGCGCGCAGUGCCCAAAACCGAGACGACGGCGGUGGCUGAUGGCGAGAGGACCCCGAGCCAGAGCGGUUCGCGCGAGUCCCUGCUGCCCCCGCCGAGCGCCGCCGAGCUGGACCUCACCGGGGACAACGUCAUCAUCCGGCCCGUGCACGGCAGCAUCGUGGGGGAGAAGUUCUGCUUCCAGAUCAUCACCGCUGAGGGCAGCCGCUCCUUUGGCUGCACGUCCUUGGCUGAGCGCGACCGCUGGAUCGAGAACCUGCGCCGAACCGUGCAGCCCAACAAGGAUAACUGCGAGCGGCUGGAGCUGGCGCUGAGCCUGUGGGUGUACGAGGCGCGGGACCUGCCACCCCGGCGCCACCUCCGCUGCCACCUCCUCCUGGACGGCGCGCUCUUCGCCCGUACCACCGCCAAGGUGGCCGGUCCCGACGGCGAGCUCUUCUGGGGCGAGCUCUUCCAGCUGGCCGCCCUGCCGCCCGCCCGCGCCCUCACCCUCGCCCUGUGCCGCGAUGACCAGGGCCACCCCUGCCAGACGGUGGCAUCUGUCACCGUCCCCUUGGCAGAGCUGGCGGCCGCCCGGCAGCCCCUGGAGCGCUGGUACCCGCUGGGCGGCCACGGCAGUGGCGAGCGGGCGCCAGCGGUGCGGGUGCGCGGGCGGUACCGGGAGGUGCGGGUGCUGCCCAUCGUGCGCUACAAGGAGUUGGCCGAAUUCAUCACCUUCCACUACCGCGAGCUGUGCGCCCACCUGGAGCCCACCAUCGCCGUGCGGCACAAGGAGGAGCUGGCCGGAACCUUGGUCCACGUCUUGCAGAGCACCGGGAAAGCCAAGGCGUUCCUCAUUGACCUCGGCGUGGCCGAGCUGGACCGCUUCGACGACCGGGAGGCGCUGAUCUUCCGCGAGAACACGCUGGCCACCAAGGCCAUCGAUGAAUACAUGAAGCUGGUGGGGGGCAAGUACCUCCAGGACACGCUGGGUGAGGCCCUGGCCCAGCUCUGCACCUCGGACGAUAGCUGCGAGGUCGAUCCCAGUAAAUGCGCCGGCCCCGACCUCUCCGACAACCAGAACAACCUGCGGCAGGUCUGCGAGGAGACCUUCCAGCGCAUCGCCACGUCCUGCGAAGCCUUCCCGGCGGAGCUGGGCGAGAUCUUCGCGGCGUGGCAGGAGGAGUGCGCGGCGCGGGGCAAGGCGGCCAUCGGGCAGCGCCUGGUGUCGGCCUCGCUCUUCCUGCGGUUCCUCUGCCCGGCCAUCAUGUCCCCCAGCCUCUUCGGCCUCGUCCAGGAGUACCCCAGCGAGGGCCACCGCCCCGCACCCUCACCCUGGUGGCCAAGGUCAUCCAGAACCUGGCCAACAUUCACCACGUUCGGCGAGAAGGAGGCCUACAUGGGCUUCAUGAACGAGUUCCUGGAGCACCACUGGGGCCCGAUGACGGCCUUCCUGCAGAGCGUGGCCAACCCCGAGAGCAGCGUCCACAUGGCCACCUACGACGGCUACGUGGACCUGGCCCUGGAGCUCGCCACCCUGCACCUCUUGCUCUGUGACAUCUUCUCCAGCCUGGACCAGGUGCCACCACCCCGAGCCGGUGAUGAGGGCGAUGAAGAGGCUGAGGACCAUGUAGAUGAAGAGGCUGAUGAAGGUGUAGAGGUAGAUCUGGCUGAAGAGCCACACCAGGUAGCUGUUCUGCUGCAUCUCGGCAAAGCCACCCACACACACACACACGUGCCACAUGCAGGUGCCACCCCCCGGUGCCCAUGUGUCCCCCCCCAGCGGCCCCCGUGCCCCGGUGACACCCCCAGGCCUUGGGGACAAAGUCCGUGCCAUGCAUCGACCGGGGGCCGCGCGCUGCCCUGCGCCAUGCUCCCCUGGCUCGUCGUGGCGCUCGGCCUCUGCGCCCGGCUUGGCACAGCUCUCCCCCCGCGCCGCAUGGACACGGUGCUGCAGAUGGUGGAAGCCCUGGAGGCCGCCGAGGAGCUGAGCCUGCCGGAGCUGGCGCGGGCGCUGGGGAGCUGCAGCACCCCUGGGUGCCUCGCCGUGCUGGGGGACCCCCCCGCCACCCCCCCGGACCUGCCGGUGCUCAGCCCCGAGCAGCGGGCGCUGCUCACCCACCUCCUGCGCCCCGACCCCGCGGUGCCCGAGCGCGGCGCGGUGCUGGCCCCCGACGGCUCCACCGUGGCCCUCGCGCCGCUGCUCGCAGGCAUGGAAGUGGGGCUGAGGAUGGCGGGGGGGUGGCCCGGCCCCACGCCCGAGCCCCCCGCUGCCCUCGAUGCCCUCUACGCCGUCACCCUCACCGAGGCGCUGGGGAUGGCUUUCCUCUUGGCUCGUGCCCACAACCACAGCGGGGCCACCCUGGGACCCAGCGGGUGCUGGGACGACGUGGAGAACCCCCAAAACUUCACCCUGCUGGGUCCCCCCUCGCCCGUCCCCGAGGCCGUCGCCAACGGGGCGCUGGAUGGGGUGCUGCUGGGUGCCCGCUUGGCCAAGGGACCCGUCCCGCUCGCCCCCCUGCUCCGGAGCUACUACGGGACGGACAACGGCACCGCGAGCGGGCGGCCCCCCAGCAGCUACCGGCGCCGGGAUUUCGGGGCGCUGACGGGGCUGAAGAAGCUGGAGGAGGAGGUGGUGGCGAUGCUGCGCCUGCUCCGGGUGCUGCCGCCCACCCGAGGGCUCUUGGAGGACGUGGGUGAGGAGGAGGAGGGGGCCAUCGCCCGCCGGGCGGCGCGGGACUUCAUGGAGACCUUUGUCGAGUGCCCGGCCAUCGUCCCCCGCUGCAUGUGGGGCGCCCGUCCCUACCGGGGCACCCCCAAACCCUUGUCCCUGCCCCUGGGCUCUGUCUACAUCCACCACACCUUCGUGCCCAGCGCCCCGUGCCGCACCUUCGCCGCCUGUGCCCGCGCCAUGCGCUCCAUGCAGCGCUUCCACCAGGACACCCGGGGCUGGGACGACAUCGGCUACAGCUUCGUGGUGGGCUCGGACGGGUACCUGUACCAGGGCCGGGGGUGGCACUGGGUGGGUGCCCACACCAGAGGCCACAACACCAAAGGCUACGGCGUGGGCUACGUGGGCAACUUCUCGGCCACCCUGCCCGACCCCGACGCCAUCGCCUUGGUGCGCGACGGCCUCCUGCCCUGCGCCGUCAGGGCCGGCCGGCUCCGCCACGACUACGCCCUGCGGGGCCACCGGCAGGUGGUGAACACCAGCUGCCCCGGAGACUCCCUCUUCCAGGAGAUCAGGACCUGGCGCGGCUUCCAGUGAGGACCGGCCUCCAAGGGCGCUGCGCUGGGGGGGUGCCGGUCUGGACGGGUGCCGGUCCGGAUGGGUGCUGGUCCGGAUGGGUGCUGGUCCGGAUGGGUGCUGGUCCGGACGGGUGCUGCCAAGGUCGGAUCCUGGUCAGGGUGGAUGGAGACCUGAUGGGGGACCACGGACACCAGCCGGACCCCAGACCAGACAGACAGACGGACGGCAGCCCGGACGGACGCUGCACCCCCCUAUUUAUUAGCACCCCCCUAAUAAAAUCAGUGCCAGGACAGCA